AACACCAAAAACCGCAUUGAAAUUGUUUCAAAUCGACAAGAUUAAAACAAAAACUACUCAGCAAGGCUAAAUCAACAAAAUGCGUCGUUCAUCGUUCACACCAGUUUUUAAUUUAAGCACACAGGAACCACUGAUUGUGGUGGAAGAGACUAAUGCAUCCGAAGAUGGCGACAAUGUGGAGGGUGCAGUUGGUGGAGCUGAAAAUACCACAACAAAACGUUCAAACAGCGAUGAAUCAGAACCAGAUUCGCCAGUUAAUCCGUAUUUGUUAUGCCCAUUUCCGGACAUGCAACAGCGUCGCAAGCAUUCGCUGCCCUCAUUACAAAUUACCGAAGGUAUAACCGCAAGUCAAGUACGACGUCUAUCAGAAGCUGGUGGAGAAAAUGGUGGCUUAAGUCCCAAAGAAGUUGAGUUUUUGGCCACACUCUCACAAAAAGUAAAUCCAGCUGCAGGCGGUAGGAGGCAUUCAGUAGUUACAAUCUCAGCUGUGCCACCAACGCUGUUUGGCAGAAAUCGUCGUGAUUCCUUGUCCGGCAUAAACUUUAGUGGCAGCCGUCGUGGUAGUGGCUUUCAGGGUCCACCACUCACCGACCAUCGAGGCAGUAUUCACAAUUUGCAACUGGACAUUAUGGAUGGCAUUGUGCAGGCACGUAAAACACGUUCCGGCAGUGGAGUGUGGACAGCACCAGUGCUGAAAGAGGCCGAUAGCAAUGUACCAGUGCAGACAUAAAUUUUUUAUUAUAGCUUACUCUGCUCCUUUCACCAUAUAAACAACCACAAAUGUUGACAGUUUU
Molecule: messenger RNA, 794 nt
Organism: Teleopsis dalmanni
Lineage: Eukaryota; Metazoa; Arthropoda; Insecta; Diptera; Diopsidae
Exons: 2
Coding region: 80-730 (216 amino acids)
Source: RefSeq, a predicted model, not a curated record